UGGUACAAAGUUCAGUUUCUUAGUUUGUAUCAGGCUUCGAACACUAGCGGAAAAGCAACCUCCCGGCUCUCCGCCGCUCGCGCUCCGGGGCCGCGCAACCGCGCAUCGAUGGCGACCGCCGCCGCUCCGGCGCCUCAACCGCCGCCGCAGCCGCAGGCGCAGCAGCCACACAAUGACCAGCAGCAGAGGGCGCUGACCGUGAAUGCGAUCCGCCUGAAGGCCAUCGGCGACCGCAUCAGGGCCCACCUGGACGGCGUGGCCGCCCUCCCCAUCAACGAGUUCGCCCACCUCGUCUACGCCUUCGCAAGAGGGAUUGAUUUUGCGGUCUCGGCUGGUGAUAUUCCUCCCAUGGCCGGUGACAUACCUGGCAUUUUGAGAAAGGUAUAUGAGCUGAGAAGAGAAACAUUUAUACAAUCUUCGCUUAUGGUACUAGUGAUAUCGUGCAAGAAUGCUUGUUCCAGUAAAUGGUUUCAGCCUGCAGAUUCCAGAGACAUUCUCAGCAUGGCUAAUGAGCUCUCUGGCAACUUCUGCACAUCCUCGGGCCAGGCAGCUAGUGACAGCACUGUGCUUGAAAUUAUAUCACAAAUAAUGCCUAGGUAUUACCCUCGGCUGAAGUUUGAGCGUCUAAUCAUUUCUAUGGAAGCAAAGGUUGGCUAUGAUAUAUUAAUGGCUGACUUCUUUAUUGAGAGGAACCUACCUCGAGAUGAAAAGAUUAGGCUAAUCGUCGUACAAAAGGAAAAUUUGGAUGCCUCGACAUGUGUCACAAGCCCACCACAUGUGAGCUUUCUGGUCAAUGGAAAGGGUGUGGACAAGAGGACUAAUGUUUCAAUGGAACCGGGACCCCAGUUCCCUACUGAUAUCACCAAAAUGCUCAAAUAUGGGGCAAAUAUUAUCCAAGCUGCUGGAUAUUUUAAUGCUAAUUAUAUCAUAGCUGUAGCAUUUGUAAACAAUUCGACGUCCUUCAGUGCUCCAAAACUGGAGGAUUAUGCGCAACCUAUGACUGUUUAUCCUGCAGAUUCUGAUGUACUUGAGGGACCAUCAAGAGUUUCCCUAAAUUGUCCUAUAAGUUUUAAGCGCAUAAAAACUCCUAUUAAAGGGCGCCUCUGCAAACACUAUCAGUGUUUUGAUUAUGAUAAUUACAUGGAGAUGAACUCAAGAAAGCCAAACUGGCGCUGUCCAUUUUGUAACACCCCUUCAAACUUCACUGAUCUGCGCAUUGACCAAAAGAUGGCAAAGAUUUUAGAAGAGAAUGGGAAUGAUGUCAUUGAUGUCCUUGUAUUUGCUGAUGGAUCUUGGAAAGCUGCUCCAGCUCAUGAUGAGAAAUCAGAUAGACAUAGAGGUGAUGCUGUUCAGCAGAAUGGAGAUACUAUAGAAACUGAUUCAUCGUCUUCAGGUGUCAUAGAUCUGAUAAAUGGUAACGGUGAUGGUGAUCUGCCGAUGGAUUGGACAUCGACUUCAGAAGAUACAAAGCCUCAGUUGAAUAGUCAAGAUUUAUCUGUGUCAGACUAUCUUCCAGAUUUCCCUAUGGCAGACCAGACAGAAGAUCUGUAUCUAGGAGAUGGAAGUAAUGGGGGUAGCAACAUGGCUUUCACCUCUCGUCAAAAUUUGUUACUACCAUCUACUAGUGGGCUAGGCUCAAGUUCUUUUGGGACCUUGGAAUCUAUUCUACCCCAAAAUGUUCUGCGCCCUGUUAUUACAGAUGCUGUCUCUCCUUCUCUUGAAGCCUCUAGCUCAACAUCUAGCAUGCAACAUGUUUCACAGGAAACACAUUGUGAAACUGUGCAGUUGCAACCACAAAUAGGUCCAGUACUUGGAUCAGAAGUGAGAAGGAUUUCUAUACCUAGAAAUCCAAGGAGAGAGCCAGUAGGAGUCCAGGCAUUGCCAGUGCCACCACAGAAUCCUGGGUCAUCAGCAAGGUUGCAGCCAAAUAUCCUCAAUUGUCCACCACCUAUCCCACUAUCUACUCCAGCUUCUUCAACUUACCAAGGACAUCAAGUGACGAAUCCGGACUGUGCUCCAAUGAAUAACGGUUGUGGGCCGUUACCAAGAACUCCCAGUGUUGCUGCAUCAUCGCAUCUACAGUCAACAAGGGACAUGCGCAAUACAUCGAGCCAUCAGCCCAGUCGGGUGGUUGGUCUGCCUGCGCCACACCUCAUGGGUGCACGACCAUCGCCAGGACAGGCUGGAGGAGUGAACACCUACAGACCUACGCCUAUGCAGCAGACUCCAACCGUUGAUCCGCUCAGACACACACGAAUGACCAUGAACCAAACGGCUCUUGCUGCCGUGGGCCAAACCACUGCAGCUGCACAUGUUAAACCAACCCAAGCGGAUGUCCAAAGCCGUCACUUUCCCAUGCAGCAAAUUCAGGUACCGAGAUUGCAAACAGUGCCUCGGGCAGCAACUCCUCCAUCUCUACAGCGGGCGCCACCGCAUCUGCAGCCUUCCAGUGUACCAUCCGCUGCUCCGAGUAUACAUCCUCCGUCUCUACAGCGGGCGCCACCGCAUCUGCAGCCUCCCAGUGUACCACCCACUGCUCCGAGCACACCUCAGGCUGGGUCCUCAGACGGUCUUCCACCGGAGCUUCCUGUGGAUGAGAACUGGUGCCCCACGGGUCAGAUGAGAGGGAGUCUGACAGGCAAUGCCUACAGUUCUGCGCUUCGGCGCUAUCUGGGCCCGAAUGAGCAGCAGCAGGGUCAGGCUCAUCCUCCCAGCGCUUCGGGUGCGCGAAGGCCUCACUGACCGCUGGGCAUUCGGGCGCGCGAAGGCCUCACUGACCGCCGGGCAUCGCACAGUGAUGUGUUAGUCUUCAUGCAGGGCUUGCGGCAGCUAACUCAUCAAGGUGGCAUUAUUUGAUUCUUUUGGCUGGUGUUUCGGAACUGUGAUGAUCUAAAUUGGUGUAUGGAGAGCCUAGUGAAUAGUGAGUGGUGCCAGUGCUCGGCUGCCUGCCGCUCUUGUUUCAGUUGUUUGUACUUUGUAGCUUUCUUAGUACCUGUGCUGUAAAAAGCAUUAUGAUGUAUUGAUGUUUAGCAUUAGCAUUAGUAUCUUGUAAUCUAUCGCUAUCGCACUAGUUCGCAUAUGUAAUCAUGGUUUUCGUUUCUGUGCUGUGGUGGGAUGAAGGAAAUGAAGUAAUUACCUGAGUAGUAGUA
Setaria italica (foxtail millet) is the source of this 3149-nucleotide messenger RNA. Its product is annotated as E4 SUMO-protein ligase PIAL2. NCBI's taxonomy places the organism in Eukaryota, Viridiplantae, Streptophyta, Magnoliopsida, Poales, Poaceae. The record is from RefSeq and is a predicted model, not a curated record. The transcript is spliced from 16 exons. Gene Ontology annotation, biological process: protein sumoylation. The coding region runs from base 109 to 2742 and encodes 877 amino acids. Gene Ontology annotation, molecular function: SUMO ligase activity; zinc ion binding.